AUGCCGUUCAACCCGAGGGACAAGGUCAAGAACACCACCCGCCUUCCAGCAGCGCUUCGAGACGAGCUCGGCCUGCCACACCUCGGGCCCGCUCGCCCCUCAGGCAGAGGCGCAUACCGCGGCGGCGGCCACAGGCACCAGGCCAGCAACAGGGGCGGUCACAGGGGCUCGAACCAUUCCAACAGGCCAUACGAUGGCAACGGCAGCCACAAUGACGGCCAACGCGGCCACACGUCCAAGCCACAGCUCAAAGUCAUUGGCAAGGGCCCUCGCGCGCAGCAGCGCGGUAGCACCAACAGCAACAGCAACAGCAACAGCAACAGCCUGGCCUCUCCCGUAGCAUCCUCAUCCAACAAACAGAUCGACUCGCGACCCACAAGGGAUCACAAGAAGCGCAAGCAGAACGAGAGCGUGCCGUCCAAGGGCAGCAAAAAGGCAAAGACAUCACAUCCAGCCGCAUCCUCGGACGACGACGACGACGACGGUAGCGAUGACCAAGACGCCGCCGCAUCGCAGCCAAAGAUGCGCAUGAACCCCUUCACCGGCGCUAUGGAAGAGGUCAAACCCAAACCCAACGCCUCAAAGUCCAAGUCCUCUUCCACCUCGGCGACGGCCAAACCCACCGCACUCGAAAAGCUCCUCGCAAAGGCAGAGUCGAAAUCCUCGUCGGCCAACGGCAAGGGCAAGGCCGUCCUGCCCAAGCGCAAGAAGAGGAGCAAGAUGAGCCAGGUCGAAAAGGACGAGGAGGACGAGAUUGCAUGGCUCGAGGCCCACAUCGGCAAGGCCAGCGACGACACAAAGGACGACCUCGACGACUUCCUCGAAGACCUCGACCGAUUCCAGGUCGGAAUGUACGACCCAGACGCCGACGCCGACUCUGACGACGACGACCAAGACUCAGAGGACAGCAGAAGCCAGAGCGAAACCGACAGCGGCAGCGGCAGCGAAAGCGAAAGCGAAGACGAGAGCGACGACAGCGGGGCAGGGAUCGAAGACCAAGAGGCCAGCGACGCCUCCGACGACGGCGACGAGGCAGAGAGCGUCGGUGGCACAGAGGCGAGCAUCGACGAGGACGACAUCGAUGCCCUUGCCGAGAUGGACUUUGACAGCAACGACGAGGCUGACUUUAGCAAUUGGGACGCCGCCAUGGCCACCACCGACGAGGAAAACGACGAUCAGGAGGACGGCGAGAGCGACAGCGAGGACGAGGACGAGGACGAGGGCGAGGGCGAGGAAGAUGGAGAAGAGGACGGACGGGAGGACGGCAGCGACAGCGACAAUGCAGAUGCCCCCGGCGACAAGCCAGAGGAUCCGACUGCGUCGCCGGCGUCGCCCGCAGUGGCAGCGCCCGCCCUGCCGGCCCCCACAGCCGGCCGCUACAUCCCGCCGGCGCUGCGUGCCAAGAUGGCCGCCGAGGCAGCCGCUGCAGCUGCGCCUGGCUCGGCACCGGCGCCCGAGGAUUCCAUCGAGCAGCAGAAGCUGCGUCGCCAGGCCAAGGGUCUGCUCAACAGGCUGGGCGACGCCAACAUCGACUCGAUCGUCACCGAGUUCGAGGCUCUCUACCGCUCCCACUCGCGCGCCGAGGUGACUUCGAUGAUCACGUCGCUCGUACUCGACACCAUCACGGCGCGCGCCAACCUGAUCGACACGUACGUCAUCCUCCACGCCGCCUUUGUCGCGGCGCUGCACAAGGUCGUCGGCGUCGAGUUUGCCGCCUUUUUCGUGCAGAAGCUCGUCGAGGACCUCUUGCGCCACUACCGCGCGCUCAGGGAGGACGGCAAGCACGCCGGCAGCACUGCUGCGGGCGCCGGCGACGACGAGGAAGAGGUCAAGGGCAAGGAGUGCCUCAACCUGACGGUCCUCGUCUGCGAGCUCUACAACCUGCAGGUCGUCGCCUGCCCGCUCAUCUACGACCUCAUCCGCCUCUUUAUCGGGCAGCAGGCGUCGGAGCACAAGCAGCCGGCGGCAGCGACGACGCCGAUGCUCGAGACCGACGUCGAGCUGCUGCUCAAGGUGGUGCGGUCGGCGGGCUCGCAGCUGCGCCACGACGACCCGGGCUCGCUCAAGGCCAUCAUCACGCUGACGCAGGAGCGCGUCGCCGCCUCGUCGGCCUCGUCGGCCUCGACGACGACGACGACGAAGCUGAGCAGCCGGUCGAGGUUCAUGCUCGAGCGCCUGGGCGACCUCAAGAACAACCGCAGCGCCAAGGCGGGCAGCAACGACCCGUCGGACCCGUCGUCGCCGGCGGGGCAGCUGCUGACGCGGAUGAAAAAAUUCCUUGGCGGGAUGGGCAAGAAGCGCACGGUGCGGGCGUACGAUCCGCUGCGGAUCUCGCUCAAGGACCUCGAGGACGCCGACAAGAAGGGCAAGUGGUGGCUCGUCGGGUCGGCGUGGACGGGCCAGACGGAUCAGAAGGACGCCCAGGGCCUCACCAAGCUGCUGCCCAUGAACGCCCGCGCGUCGACCAUCCAGUCUCUCUCGCGCACCGGAGGCGACGACGGGGAUGUCGACGAAGAGACGCGGAAGGCUGCCAUCGAGGAGGAGCGGCAGCGCGAGGCGCUGCUGGCGCUGGCGCGCAAGCAGGGCAUGAACACCGACGCGCGGCGCAGCGUCUUUGUGACGAUCAUGUCGGCCGAGGACUACCAGGACGCGGCGCAGAAGCUGCUCGGGCUCAAGAUGAACGAGGUGCAGCGCCGCGAGAUUAUCCGCGUCCUGCUGCACUGCGUCGGAUCGGAAAAGACGUACAACCCGUACUACACCCUGAUCCUGAGUUCGCUCAGCACGACGUCGCACAGCAUCAAGAUCACGCUGCAAUACUGUCUGUGGGACUUUUUGCGCGAGAUUGGCGAGAAAAACGUGGCGGGCCACUCGAUGUCGUCGCGCCUCGGCGACGGUCCUUCGUCGUUUGACGACGAGGAUGACGACGACGACGACGAGGGGCAGUCGGGCAAGGGCAAGCUUUCGCCGCGUCGACUUUCCAACGUGGCGCAGACGUACGCGUGGCUCCUUUCGCGUUCGAUUCUGCAUCUGCACGUUCUCAAGCCCGUCGAUUUCACGUCGUUGCGACCGAGGGGGACGUGGUUCCUUCAACUCCUAUUCGGAUACACGGUUCUAUCGUGCCAGGCUGCCAAUCCGGCUUCGACAUUCUCACUUCCCCCCUCCUCCUCCUCCUCCAAGAACCGAAGCGCAGGAGGGUAUGGGGGAGAAAAGAAGCUCGAGAAUGCAGUAAGGGCCGGGUUGGUGGGCAACCUGGAUCUGUGUCGGGGUAUACUCUGGUUCCUCAAGAGCCACCUCGGUCCGUCGCAACAGCGAAACGUCGUACUCGGCGAUGACUCCUCGACGACGAAGAAGAACAAAAAGAGGACGCAGGACGUCAAGAUGGACAAACGGGUCGAGAGGAUCCUCGAAUCGCUGCAACGCGGUGUCGACGUUUUUGCCGUCCUCGUCGAGGCGGCGGGUAAAGGCGUACUCGGUGCCAGCGACGAUGCAUUGGGCGCUGGCAUGGGCCCGUCCCACCGCGACGGCCUCGGCGGCUUCGAGGGCAGCGAUGACGGCUCCGACGACGACGACGACGACGACGACGAGGGAGGCGGGAUGGAGAUGACUUGGUGA
Molecule: messenger RNA, 3612 nt
Organism: Pseudozyma flocculosa PF-1
Lineage: Eukaryota; Fungi; Basidiomycota; Ustilaginomycetes; Ustilaginales; Ustilaginaceae
Exons: 2
Coding region: 1-3612 (1203 amino acids)
Biological process (GO): ribosomal small subunit biogenesis
Cellular component (GO): nucleolus
Molecular function (GO): protein binding; RNA binding
Source: RefSeq, a predicted model, not a curated record